Ahaetulla prasina is the source of this 663-nucleotide messenger RNA. RefSeq lists its product as uncharacterized. NCBI's taxonomy places the organism in Eukaryota, Metazoa, Chordata, Lepidosauria, Squamata, Colubridae. The transcript is spliced from 2 exons. The coding region runs from base 28 to 663 and encodes 211 amino acids. The record is from RefSeq and is a predicted model, not a curated record.
GUGGACACCGGCUCAUCGAUCACGAUCAUGUCCUGGGACAACCUCGUGAGAGCCUUACCCGCCAUCGCAAAGCGCAAGCUGCAACCACAAAGACUAAAAGUACAGGACUACCAGGGGAAUCGCAUCCCUGUUCGAGGGGUAACGUCCGUCCACGUCGAGUAUGGACACUACAAGAAAACUCUGCCCAUCACCAUCGUCGAUGGGACCCUGCCAAGCUUGUUGGGACUGGACUGGUUCCGAGCAUUGGGCAUGGGAGUGACUGGAAUCUUCAGAAACGAAGUCGACCUCAAAGACACACUCACGAAGGAGUUUGGGGACGUUUUCAAAGACUGCCUGGGCAAGUACAAGGGGACCCCUAUAUCCUUUAACUUAGACCCCCAAGUUGCCCCUAUCCGCCUAAAGGCUAGGAGGGUCCCGUUCGCCCUAAAGCCCAGGAUUGACCGGGAACUGGACAAACUAGUAAACCAGGGAAUUCUAGUGCCAGUUGACCAUGCUAAGUGGGAGACCCCCAUAGUCACCCCAGUCAAACCGGACGGAUCGGUCCGGAUUUGCGCUGACUACAAGGCAACGCUGAACAAAGCGUUGCAAAAGAGUGCUUACCCCGUUCCGGUGGUACAGCACUUACUGCACUCAAUGGGGCGUUUCAGGUAUGAUCCCCCAUAA